This is a messenger RNA of Cuculus canorus (common cuckoo), 1542 nucleotides long. RefSeq names its product delta-like protein 3. Gene Ontology annotation, cellular component: protein-containing complex; plasma membrane. Gene Ontology annotation, biological process: heterophilic cell-cell adhesion; establishment or maintenance of epithelial cell apical/basal polarity. Bases 221 to 1483 code for a protein of 420 amino acids. The record is from RefSeq and is a predicted model, not a curated record. Gene Ontology annotation, molecular function: calcium ion binding. NCBI's taxonomy places the organism in Eukaryota, Metazoa, Chordata, Aves, Cuculiformes, Cuculidae. The transcript is spliced from 7 exons.
AGUGGGCGUGGCUUUGGGAGAAGGGGGCAUGGCCUGGGAACAUCAAUGUUCCAGGAUGGGGCGUGGCUUGAGGAAGGGGGCGUGGUAUGACCCUUUAUAAGGGUCCGGGGGGGCUGCGGGGGGCUCAGAGUGCACUGAGCUCUGGAGGAGGAGGAUCCCCUCCUCGCUCCCCCCCGAGCAACUGGGACCCCAGAAUCGCAUCCUGCUCCCACCGCUCCUCAUGGCUGCACUGCUGCUUGGAGCCAUCCUCACCCUCCUGAGCGCCCCAUGGGGCACUGUGUCCCUCGUCAUCGAGUCCUGGCGGUUGGAUGAGGCCGAAGGCUCCGGGGGUGGCUGCCAGGACCCCUGCGCCUCUCCCUGCACCAGUGGGGGCUCCUGCAUGGGUCCUGGCUGUGCCCCCCCUGGUGCUGCGGUGCCACCGGCAACGACUCCAUCUGUGUCCCUGCUGUCCCCGGCGGUCGCUCUGAAGGCCACGGUGGUGGCACCGGUGGCUCUGGAAGUAUUGAUGGCACCAGCGGUGACACCACAACCACCGUCAGUGGCCCUGGUGGCACCGAUGGCCCCGGUGAUGGCCCCGGAAGCACCGUUGGUGGCUCUGGUGGCACCCAUGGCCCCGGUGGUGGCACCCGAAGCACUGUCGGCGGCCCUGGUGGCACCAAUGGCCCCAGUGGUGGCACCGAUGGUACCAAUGGCCCCCGUGGUGGCGCCAGAACCACCGUCGUCGGCCCUGGUGGCCCCAAUGGCCCCUGUGGUGGCCCCAGAAGCCCCUUUGGUGUCUCCAGUGGCCCCGUCGGUGGCGUUGGAGGCUGCGGCAAUGUCCCCGUCGGUGUCCCCGUGCGCGUUGGGUCCCUGUUUCAACGGGGGUUGGUGUGUCCCAACCUCCAGCACCGGCUACACCUGUCGCUGCCGCCAUGGCUACCGCGGCUCCAACUGCGAGCGCCGCGCCGACCGCUGCCACCACGGCCUCUGCCUGCACGGCGGCCAUUGCCAGGACCUGGGCCGGGGUCCCCUUUGCAAAUGCCGCCCGGGUUUUGUGGGCCGUCGCUGCGAGAUCAACACCGACGACUGUUCUCCCAAUCCUUGUGCCAAUGGUGGCACCUGCCAAGAUGGCGCCAACGCCUUCACCUGCUCAUGUACCCUCGGCUACGCCGGUCCCACGUGCCGCCAUCGCGCUGAUGCCUGUGCCUCGCGCCCGUGCCUCCACGGCGGCACCUGUUUCACCCACAUCUCGGGCCUCGUCUGCGCCUGCGCCCCCGGAUUCAUGGGCGCCCGUUGUGAGGAGGAAGUGGGGGGCACCCCCAGACCGCCCCGUGCACCCCCUUUUGCCGUUGCUGCUCUGCUGCCUCUCGCCCUUGUGGCGCCCACUGUCGCCCUCGCCGUGGCCGCCCGGCGCCUGCGCAGCAGCCGCUCCACGCGCAGUGUAGGGACCCCGGUCAAGAGCCCCCCCGGGGGAGAGCAGCCGCCCCGCGCGACCCGAGUGUGACCGGCGCUGAUGGAGCCCCUUUGGGGGGGUGGGGUGUCAGGAUUGAUACCAUUAAAGCU